CAUGCUGGGGAUAGAUGUUGUCUGGAGCCUGAAGACGGCGAGGGUUCGUUUUUUUCUCCUUGGAUAAACCUUCACCAGAUCGCUGUUUGAGAACAACUGCUCAUGGCGUCGUUCAAACAAGCAACCUCCGCAUGGAUUUUCCUUCCGUCCCUGCUCUCCUGUUUGGCGAGGGAUGCGUUGUCGCGGCAGAUUGUUUAUACGGCGUCCGAGGAGGUGAGUCCGGGAACGUUCGUCGGAAACCUAGCCAAGGAUUUAAACCUGAAGGUGGAUGAUUUAGACUCCCGAGGACUGAGGAUCGUUUCAGCUUCAUCUGAGAGCAAUUUCGCCGUGAAUUUAAAAACUGGGGUUCUCUAUGUGAAAGAGACGGUGGACAGAGAAAAGCUGUGCCCCAAUACUCACCCUUGCACGGUAAACCUGGAGGCCAUUGUUAAUAAUCCUCUGAAUGUUUACAGCAUAGAAGUAAAAAUAUCGGAUAUCAACGACAACUACCCUCAUUUUGCCGAAAAAGCUCAGUAUAUCCAAAUUUCUGAGCUAACGUUACCGGGAACCAGGUUUCCAUUGCUAAGCGCAGAAGAUCCCGACGUGGGAAGCAACUCAGUGACAGCAUAUAAAGUGUCUAACAAUCCGUUUUUCAGCCUAGAGGUACACGCAGAUGCAGAAAGUGGUCCUUCUCCUGAACUGGUGUUGCAAAAGGCGUUGGAUAGAGAGAGACAGUCUACAAUACAGUUGGUUUUAACCGCUAUGGAUGGAGGAAAACCUUCAAGGUCUAGCACAACGAGUGUUAUUGUUAAUAUUCUAGAUGCAAAUGACAACGCACCGGUAUUUUCCAAGACCGUGUACAAAACUCAAGUCUUAGAAAACGCGCCUAUUGGCACUACUAUAACGAAGCUUAACGCCACUGAUCCUGACGAGGGUCUUAACGGUGAGGUCGUGUAUAAAUUCAAACAAGGCCAGAAAGGAAUUGCAGAUAAGUUCGCGGUCAACAACACCACGGGGGAGAUAACAGUCAUUGGCACUUUGGAUUAUGAGGACAUCAAUGCGUACGAGAUCCGCGUGGAGGCCUGGGACCGAGGCCAGAGUCCGCUUGCAUCUCAUUGUAAAGUCCUCGUGGAGAUACUUGACAUGAACGACAACGCACCCGACAUUACGCUCUCGUCGCUGCUGGAUAAUGUCAGUGAAGAUGCAAAACAAGGCACUGUGUUAGCCUUCAUCACGGUCCAGGAUAAAGAUGGGGGUAAAAACGGAAAAGUGCAUUGUUCUAUCCACCCAAACUCUCCUUUUACACUACAGUCAUCACAAGGGAAAUAUUACUCGCUUGUUUUAAGCGGGACUCUGGACAGAGAAGAAACUGCACAGUAUAAUAUUUCAGUUACGGCUACAGAUGAAGGAACCCCGCCUUUAUCGAAAAACACAGUUAUAGCGAUUCAUGUUUCUGAUGUGAACGACAACGCGCCUCGAUUUCAAGAUUCUGCUAUUAAUGUUUACGUGAAGGAAAAUAGUCCAGCUGGUGGUCAGAUAGCGACUGCUUCUGCACAAGAUUGUGACUAUGGAGAGAACGCUCAGGUAACUUAUUCAUUAAUCGAUAGUCCCAGUGUCCCGCUAUCCACAGCAAUCAGCAUAAACUCUGUGACCGGUGAGAUAUACAGCAUGCAGACUUUCAAUUAUGAGCAGGUAAAAACCUUACAGUUUCAAGUUAUGGCGACAGACUCUGGUGUUCCUCCUCUGAGCAGUAACUCGACUGUAAAUGUGUUUAUUCUGGACGAGAACGACAACAGUCCGGUUAUUUUAGCUCCUUAUUCUGAACCUGGAUCAGUUAAUAGUGAGAACAUUCCCUACUCUGCUGAAGCGGGAUACUUUGUAGCCAAGAUCAGAUCUGUUGAUGCUGACUCUGGAUAUAACGCACUUCUGUCUUAUCAUCUAACUGAACCCAAAGGAACCAAUCUGUUCCGCAUCGGAAGCAGUUCUGGAGAAAUAAGGACUAAGAGACGAAUGAGUGACAACGACUUAAAAACUCACCCACUUCUCAUCACAGUGUCUGAUAAUGGAGAGCCAUCACUCUCAGCGACUAUGUCCAUGGAUGUUGUGGUUGUUGAGAGUCUGGAUGACAUAAAGACAUCCUUCCGAGAAGUUCCUGUUAAAGAGGAGAGUUUUUCAGAUCUCAAUCUGUAUCUGCUCGUCUCUAUCGUCUCAGUAUCAGUCAUCUUUUUACUGAGUCUGGUGGGUUUGAUAGCAGCUAAAUGCUACAGGACAGACAGCAGUUUCAGCAGGUACAGCGCUCCAGUGAUCAGCACACAUCCAGACGGAAGCUGGUCCUUCUCUAAAUCCACUCAACAGUACGACGUGUGUUUUAGUUCAGACACGAUAAAGAGUGAUGUAGUAGUUUUCCCCUCGCCGUUUCCUCCAGCAGACGCGGACCUGAUCAGCAUUAAUGGAGAAGAUACUUUUACGCGCACGCAAACUCUUCCUACCUCAGAGAAGGUAAGACAUUGUAACUUGCUUCGUGCUGUACCUGACUUGUAAAACGAACAUUUAAGAUGAGAUGUUAUGAGUUUAGAUGUUUAUAUAAUAAAUAGAGUAUUGUGGAUAAAAAAAUAUUUUCUUUUGAGUAUAAAAAAAUGAACGCGUACCCAAACAAAACAUAAAACGAAAUAUAGUGGACGCUAUUCAGCGAAAUAUUGCACGGAUUAUUUUUACAACUGGUUUUAAAGAUGGAUUUCAAUUUUGCAAGGUAUUUCGGCACCUGGAACCUGAGAUUUACUGAGUAUCAUUGUGCAGCUUUGUUUUGUCUUCUGUAUACUCCGUGUAUAUUUACAGAGCUCUUUCUUUCUUUCUUUAUUUAUUUUUGCGUAGCAACAAUUAUCUUGUGCUUUCAUGCUGAUAUUUGUUAAUUUUUUCACUGCUUAAAUGUAGUAUUUUGCAUUUAAAGAAUAAAAUCGCUUCAGUACCACGGACAGCAACGGCGAAUUAUUUCGUUCUCGGUUCACACAUU
Puntigrus tetrazona (Sumatra barb) is the source of this 2989-nucleotide messenger RNA. Its product is annotated as protocadherin gamma-A4-like. The transcript has a single exon. Bases 103 to 2520 code for a protein of 805 amino acids. Gene Ontology annotation, biological process: homophilic cell-cell adhesion. Gene Ontology annotation, molecular function: calcium ion binding. Gene Ontology annotation, cellular component: plasma membrane. The record is from RefSeq and is a predicted model, not a curated record. Lineage: Eukaryota; Metazoa; Chordata; Actinopteri; Cypriniformes; Cyprinidae.